Molecule: messenger RNA, 3375 nt
Organism: Hyalella azteca
Lineage: Eukaryota; Metazoa; Arthropoda; Malacostraca; Amphipoda; Hyalellidae
Gene: Gart
Product: trifunctional purine biosynthetic protein adenosine-3
Exons: 19
Coding region: 142-3261 (1039 amino acids)
Biological process (GO): adenine biosynthetic process; 'de novo' IMP biosynthetic process
Cellular component (GO): cytosol
Molecular function (GO): metal ion binding; ATP binding; phosphoribosylformylglycinamidine cyclo-ligase activity
Source: RefSeq, a predicted model, not a curated record
CCAUGGCUGAAGAGGCCUAACGACCAUCUGAAUGCAAUCUUUUCCAGUCGAUCUCACCUCAGUGCUCCGGUUGGCCUUGUGAAAAGAGGUUGUAGUUACUGACUAGCGUAACUUUGGCCACUGAAUUUUUGCUUGCUGAGGAUGGCUUCUAUUUUGGUUCUGGGAGGUGGUGGCAGAGAGCACGCUAUUGUGCACGCUCUUACAAAGUGUCGUGAAUCAAGAAGUGAUGAUAAAGAACCUGAGAGUAUCAGUGAUAUUUGCCGAAAAACUGGUGAAACGGAAGAUGAGGUCGUAGACAAGAUAUACGUCACGCCUGGAAAUCCCGGCAUUGCGAAGGAAAAGGGCGUGGAAUGUUUGAACCUUGACGUGAAGCAACACCAGAGUGUGGUGGAGUUCUGCCGGGACCGGUCAGUGGAUCUCGUCGUGGUUGGUCCCGAGGCUCCUCUUGCAGAUGGUAUCACCGAUACCCUGACGCAUGCAGGCAUUCUAGUGUUCGGUCCAUCAAAAGCUGCUGCGAUGCUCGAGGCAGAUAAGGCGUUUUCAAAAGCCUUCAUGCUGCGUCACGGAAUACCCACUGCUGAAUCAGCCGUAUUCACUGACCCAGACUCCGCCAAGAGUUUCAUUCAACAGAGCACGUGGAAGGGCUGGGUGAUAAAGGCGUGUGGACUGGCGGCUGGCAAGGGCGUGAUCGUGACCAGCGACAAGGUGGAGGCCGUCGCCGCCGUGGACGAACUGCGCAGUGUCCACGGAAAGGCCGCCAGCUCUCUUCUGGUAGAGCAGCGGCUGUACGGUUCAGAGAUAUCCGCACUCUGUUUCACGGACGGGCGGUCUAUCGCAAUGAUGCCACCUUCCCAGGACCACAAGACCCGCUACUCCGGCAACACGGGCCCCAACACGGGGGGCAUGGGGGCCGUGUGCCCGUACCCUGUGGACGCCGCCACCUCCGCCCUCUGUAAGGAUAUUCUGCAAGCUGCCGUGGACGGCAUGGCACUCGACGGAGUUCCUUUCAAAGGAGUGCUGUACGCGGGCCUCAUGCUGUGUGUGGACAAGCUCGCCGUACUGGAGUUCAACUGCAGGUUCGGCGACCCUGAGACCGAAGCCAUCUUGCCUCUGUUGGAUACGAACAUCUACCUCACUAUGAAGGCAUGCGCCAGAGGCCGGCUCUGUGAAGCGCCUCUAGUACGCUUCCUGCAGGACCAAGUCUCGUGCGCCGUGGUGGUCGUCACGCAGGACUAUCCUGCCUCCGCCACUAAAGGACUCCUUAUCUCAGGAUUGGAGGCGGCAAGUGAAAACCACAACUCCGAACUGCGAGUCAAAGUCUACCACAAUUCGACGGCGAUAUCGCCAGUGGCUGGCAGUGACAGUAACUGCUUGGUGACGGCGGGUGGAAGGGUGGUGACUGUGGUGGUGACGGCUUCUUCCACUUCAGUGGCUCGACAGGAGGCCUGUCGGCGAGCUGCCUUGGUCAAAUUUGAGGGAGCUGAGUGGCGGGACGAUAUUGGUUGCAUGGCUGAGGAGCAACUCAGCUUGCGAAAAAGUUCGCAAUGUGUUAAAACAUCAGGGUCUCCUUCAUCAGGCAUGACCUACAGCAGUUCUGGGGUCGACGUCGCUGCCGGCGACGCUUUCGUCGCCGCCAUCAAAGAAAGCGUGGCAGCGACUCAAGGGCCUGCGGUGCUUGGAGGUCUUGGAGACUUCGGUGGCUUCUAUGAUCUCAGUGUUGAAGAUUUCAAAAGACCGGUCCUGGUGACCGGGACUGAUGGUGUCGGGACUAAACUCAUGAUAGCGAACGCAAUGGACGUGCAUACAACCAUAGGCCAAGACCUGGUGGCAAUGUGUGUCAACGACAUCCAGUGUCACGGCGCCGCGCCGCUCGUCUUCCUCGACUACCUUGCGACGGGCAAGCUGCAGCCUCGCGUCCUGCAGGAGGUUGUCCACGGCAUUGCUGGGGCUUGUAAAGACGUUGGUGCUGCUCUUGUUGGCGGCGAGACGGCAGAAAUGCCGGGCAUGUACCGGUCAGGUGAAUACGACGUGGCAGGGUUCGCUGUGGGUGUCGUCGAGAAGGAGGAACUGUUACCCAAGCGACUACUGAUGGCCGAAAACGACUGCCUCAUUGCCGUGAAGUCGUCCGGGUUCCACUCUAACGGCUUCAGCCUCGUCAGGAAAAUAGUGGAAAGCUUGGGAUUGAAGUAUACCGAUCCUUGCCCGUUCCAAAGCCAAGCGUCUACUUUGGGACAAGCGCUACUUGAACCCACGCGUCUCUACUCAAAGGUCUUCAGCAAGGUGCGGGGCCAGAUCCUGGGAGCUGCUCACAUCACAGGCGGUGGAAUCUUGGGCAACGCGGGGCGGAUGUUGCCACCACAUCUCGCUGCAAAACUCGACCUCGCUAAGUGUACCAUCCCGCCACAUUUUCUCUGGAUCGCCAGCCAAGGGGUGUCAGCCGAAGAGAUGGCCGCUACCUUUAAUUUAGGCAUAGGUCUGCUGCUGACGGUGAAAAAGGAGCUGAAGGAGAAGGUCCUGAAAGCCCUAAGUGACGAAGGCGCUGCAGAAGUCGGACGCCUUUUUGUUAGGCCUCCAGGCGGCCCUAGUGUGGUGAUAGACAACCUGACAGAGCAUCUCUCUGCCUCCCUGUCGUCGUUUGUGAGCCAAAAUCCUACCGUGAUUCCACCCAGAAGAAUAAGAACAGCUAUCCUGAUAUCUGGCAGAGGAUCUAACAUGAUGGCCAUAGCCUCAGCUUGCUCAGCACGCGGCAGUCCGGCUGAGGUGUGCCUGGUGGUGAGCAACCGCCCUGCUGCAGCCGGUCUCGUGUGGGCGGAGCAACAACAAAUUCCGACUCUGGUAAUUGACCACACCCACCACUCGACCCGAGAAAGCUUCGAGGAAGCUUUGCACUCCGAGCUCAUGAAGCACCGUAUCGAGUUCGUGUGUCUGGCAGGCUUCAUGCGCAUACUAACGGAGGGCUUCGUGAAGCUCUGGCGAGGGCGCCUCAUAAAUAUCCAUCCUUCUCUUCUUCCUGCCUUCAAGGGCAAGGACGCGCAGAAGCAGGCGCUGCACGCGGGUGUGAAACUCACAGGCUGCACCGUACAUUACGUGGAAGCGGAGGUAGACAGCGGAGCCAUAAUUGCGCAGGCGAGCGUGCCUGUACUGGAAGGUGACACCGAGCAGACGCUCAGUGACCGCAUCGUUCUCGCUGAACACGAGAUCUUCCCAAGAUCUGUGCUGGAAGUGGCGGCCAGGCUGCAGCAACAACAACAAGUAGUUUAAAAAUUUGUUCACUUAUGAACUACUUUAAAAUAGCUAUUUUCCGAAAUGAUCACAAAUUGUACGGCGAUCAUAAAUGAUUUUGUAAUUAAAAUAGCAGUCUAGCUGUAACCCCAA